AUGACUGGUCGUGUGUAUAUGGAAAUGACUAUUACUGGCAGUGUCUCGAACCUACAAGCGCGAGCGCGUCUACAAGCACGACGUCGAGCACGACUGCAGCAACAACAUUUUCAACCUCCGUCUUCUACCGCUACACGCGUGCGUUACGGAGGAGUCAAUAUUGCCGGCUUUGAGUUCGGCUCCUAUGAUACCUGUGGUGUGCAUACGGCUGCGCCAUACGUUGAUCCCGAGAACUACAUCGCGCAGAUCAACCACUUCGUCAAUGAUGACGGUCUAAACGCCUUCAGACUUCCAGUUUCGUGGCAAUACUUGAUCAACCAAUAUGAUGGCGGCUCGCUAGGGAACAACACGAUCGAUCAAGACAAUUUUGCAACUUACAACUCACUUGUCCAAGGAUGUCUGAGUUCUGGCGCAUCACUCUGCAUCGUCGACAUGCACAACUAUGCCAGAUUCAACGGCAAGAUCAUUGGCCAAGAUGGACCGUCGGCAGCUCAAUUUGCCGAGAUUUGGAGCCAGCUGGCCACGGCGUAUGCGUCGGAAGAUCGUGUUGCAUUUGGCUUGAUGAACGAGCCGCACGACGAAGGCUGCCAAUCGUCGGAUGGCGGUGUCAUCGACAUCAGCACGUGGGCGUCGACCUUACAGACCGUGGUCAAUGCCAUUCGGCAGACGGGAGCUGUGUCUCAAUUGAUCAUCCUCCCGGGCAAGGGCUGGAUUCACGCGAACACAUACCUACCAUCCAACUCUGACGGGUCCGGACCGGCCUUGAUGGGAAUCACGGAUCCAGCAGGCGGGACGUCCAAGCUGGUAUUCGAGGUGCACGAGUACCUCGACUCCAACGACUCGGGUGGCAACAACGAGUGCGUGACCAACAAUAUCGACACCUCCUACGGCAGGGCAGGAUUGUCCAACUUGGCCGACUAUCUCCGGAGCAAUGGCCGGGUCGCGCUGCUCACGGAAACAGGAGGGUUGAACAACGCCAACUGUGCAACUCUCCUCUGUCAGGAAUUAAGCUUCCUGAACAGCAAUGCCGAUGUUUUCCUGGGAUAUACGACCUGGGCAGCAGGAGGGUUCGAUCCUAGUUAUGACUUGGGCGAGACGCCCACCCAGAAUGAGAGUGGCGGAUGGACCGACACCCUCCUCGUCCAAAGUUGCGUGGCCCAAUGCUUCCAGGGAACAUGUUGA
Exophiala dermatitidis NIH/UT8656 is the source of this 1182-nucleotide messenger RNA. RefSeq names its product endoglucanase. The transcript has 3 exons. Gene Ontology annotation, biological process: glucan catabolic process. Bases 1 to 1182 code for a protein of 393 amino acids. NCBI's taxonomy places the organism in Eukaryota, Fungi, Ascomycota, Eurotiomycetes, Chaetothyriales, Herpotrichiellaceae. Gene Ontology annotation, molecular function: hydrolase activity, hydrolyzing O-glycosyl compounds. The record is from RefSeq and is a predicted model, not a curated record.